Messenger RNA from Daphnia carinata, 921 nucleotides. It is a transcript of the gene KdelR, whose product is annotated as ER lumen protein-retaining receptor-like. Gene Ontology annotation, biological process: protein retention in ER lumen; endoplasmic reticulum to Golgi vesicle-mediated transport. Gene Ontology annotation, molecular function: ER lumen protein retrieval receptor activity. Gene Ontology annotation, cellular component: cis-Golgi network; membrane; endoplasmic reticulum. Bases 134 to 772 code for a protein of 212 amino acids. The transcript has 6 exons. The record is from RefSeq and is a predicted model, not a curated record. Lineage: Eukaryota; Metazoa; Arthropoda; Branchiopoda; Diplostraca; Daphniidae.
GCAUAGCUUCUGCAUCGAGCAUAGCGGCCAUAUUAACCGGUUGACAGCUCGGUACCUCCGUCGUUUCUUUCAAGAUUUGUCGUCUAAAAGCGACUUCUAAAACUUGGAUACUUAGAUUAUAAUCUAGAUCACAAUGAACAUCUUCCGACUGUUGGGAGACCUUUCUCACCUCCUAGCUAUUGUCAUUCUUCUGUUGAAGAUAUGGAAGACCCGCUCGUGUGCAGGUAUUUCGGGUAAAUCCCAAUUUCUUUUUGCCUUGGUCUACACCACCAGAUACUUGGAUUUGUUGACAAAUUUUGUCUCGCUAUACAACACUUUCAUGAAGGUGGUAUUCAUCGCUACAUCUUACGGCACCCUUUAUUUAAUGUAUGUUAAAUUUAGAGCUACUUAUGACCGAAACCAUGACACAUUCAGAGUGGAACUCUUGCUGAUUCCUGUUGCUGCUUUGGCUCUGCUCUUCAACCAUGAGUUUUCUGUCAUGGAAGUGCUCUGGGCUUUCUCUAUUUAUCUAGAAGCUGUCGCCAUUUUGCCACAACUGUUUAUGGUGUCCAAGACCGGAGAAGCUGAAUCUAUCACUUCACAUUACUUGUUUGCUUUGGGCUCCUACCGUGCCCUUUACAUCUUCAACUGGAUCUACCGCUAUUAUAGUGAAAGCUUCCAAGAUUGGAUUGCAGUUGUAGCUGGCAUUGUUCAAACUAUCCUGUAUUGCGAUUUCUUCUACCUCUACAUCACCAAAGUUCUCAAAGGAAAGAAACUGCAACUCCCAGCAUAAACAAAACAAAUAUAUUGUCUUCAUUAUCACCGAGAAUUUGCUGGCAAACUGUCACGCCACAAGAAUUAAUGGAGAUGAGAAGAAAACAAGUGUGUAUGUGUGUGUGUUACAGGAAGAUUGGCCUUUUAAAAAUUUCCUUUCCGCGUUCA